Molecule: messenger RNA, 3626 nt
Organism: Podarcis muralis (Common wall lizard)
Lineage: Eukaryota; Metazoa; Chordata; Lepidosauria; Squamata; Lacertidae
Product: CMP-N-acetylneuraminate-beta-galactosamide-alpha-2,3-sialyltransferase 2-like
Biological process (GO): sialylation
Cellular component (GO): membrane
Molecular function (GO): beta-galactoside (CMP) alpha-2,3-sialyltransferase activity
Source: RefSeq, a predicted model, not a curated record
GGACUGUCACGCAGAGUUGCCUUGGAGAGCAGUAAUUGACUCUCAUGGCUAUGUUUUUUGCUUGAAAGAUAGUAGCAACAUGUCGCUUGACUUGAUAAGAGACUUCAGGGACACGAGAUAAAGUAGCUGCAGACUUUGAAACAACAGCCUGUUCAGUCUUCGCUGCUGGUCCUUGUUUUUUGAAAACACUGUAGAGUCUGCUGAGGUGUCCUUGAACUUGUUGAAACACAACCUCAAUUAUGCUAAAAAUUUGCCAGGUUAACAAAGGAGGGGAACGAGCCAGUUUGUUCUUUAGCAGAAAGUGUCUUUGCACUAGUUUUUGUUUUUCAAAUGCAAAUAACCUCAGUGCAAGGUGGGAGGCCUAGUAAUUAUCUCAGCCAGGUGGGGAAGGGGACAAUCUCCUGCUGAGGUCCCGAAGAAGAUCCCUCCUCGGAAGCUGUUAUUUGCAGUGGUGCCAAGCGCAGCAACCUCCUUUUCCAAGUGAGUCAUAGUUGGGCUUGCAGCAACUUUCCACGCUGCAGCGAUAAACUAGCAGGAAAUGGGAAACAAUUCCCUCGUUGCGGGAACCAGUGCUUCUCCCUCGAUAGAGGAACUCCACUAUCUCAGCUGAAUUUGCAACAAAACUUCCAUUUGGGGCAGCCACCAGUGCCUGCGCGUGUUGACUCUCACAAGUAAAUCCCAAUGCGUUCAGUGGGGCUUGCUCUUCCCGCAUUCGUUUGAUGUGAGGUUCACACCCACAGAACACUGGCUGGCUGAAUAAAUGGAGAAUGAGUCGGACCUUGAUUUUUCUGAGUUUUUAGCUGCUGAGCUGUGCAUCUGUGUGGAGCAGUAUCUACUCAAGAAGCGACCUGCUCAUCAUAUGUGAACAGGAAACUCGCAGAGCAUGAUGCUUUUGCCUCAUAGGAGGUUUUUAAACUAUGAGAUCCAGCUGAUUGAGUGAAGGAUGCAGUUCAGGAAAAAGCUGUGGUGCCUCCUGGCCCUCUGCCUUGUGUUUUUCCUUUGGAAGGUUUACAAGGCUGUGUAUAUGGACCCUUCGCCUUCCUCUGGAGAAUGGCCACUGAUGGAGUCUCCCUGGGAGGGAAAGAUGUGCAGCCAGAACAGGUGCACAGAGCAUAGCAAGUUGGACUGGUUUUGUGAUCACUUUGAUGCCUCAGUAAACUGCCUGCUGACUCUUAGAAAUCCAGAGGUCCCCUCGGAGGUUCUGCAGUGGUGGCUGAGGCUGCAAGGAUAUCAGGAUGGAAGCCAACUCCAGAAGAUAAUAAAGCACUUGUUUGACAUCCUUCACUCCCCUCCUGUUACAGCCCAGGAUUUUAGCCAGUGUGGAACAUGUGCUGUGGUGGGCAAUUCAGGGAGGCUGAAGGGCUCUAAAUAUGGAAAAAAGAUUGACUCUCACCACUUUGUGCUGAGGAUGAACACAGCACAAACUGCAGGCUUUGAGGAAGAUGUUGGUACAAGAACCACGCACCAUUUCAUGUACCCAGAGAGUGCUGUGAACCUGCAUGCUGGCGUCCAUCUUGUGCUCGUCCCCUUCAAACCUCUGGAUCUCAAAUGGCUAGCUAGUGCUUUUUCCUCAGGAGAAAUUAAGCGUACAUACCAAAGAGUCAAGCCCUUCAUUGAAGCUGACAAAAGCAAGGUCUUAAUACUGAACCCUGCCUUCCUAAAAUAUAUUCACGAUAAAUGGAUGAAGCGCUUUGGAAGGUAUCCAUCCACUGGAUUCGCCUCACUGCUUUUUGCUAUCCAUACUUGUAAACAGGUCUCUGCAUUUGGUUUCGGCGCAGACAGCAGAGGGAACUGGCACCACUACUGGGAAAAGAAUCGGUACGCUGGAGCUUUCCGCAGGACUGGAGUCCACAAUGCCACUUUUGAACUGGCACUCAUUGAGAAACUAGCAGUUGAAGGCAGAAUAUCAUUUUAUAAAUAGCUUGCUCCAGUGCCCCACAGACUUCAAAGUCACUAAUCCAAGAAAGAGGAACCCAAAUCCUAGGACCAAUGAUGGUCUUUUGAGCCACAAGAGAAACAAGGUGGAUGGAUUAGAGAUCAAAGACCUGGCGCAGGUAUGUAUGUAUAUACACAUACAUACACAUGUAACACCACUUCUGAACAGACUACUUUCUUAGCAAGAUGGUCAACUUGAAAUGUUUUUCUUUAAAUUUGGAAAACAGAGGCUAUCUCUGAUAGCUGACUUGGUGCUUCUCUUUCAUUGCAUUUUAUGGACAAUAUAGGAUGCUUUAUCCUUGGACAGAGAUUUCAAAAAGCUGAUAUUGACAGUACCUCCCAGGCCUACUUUUGUGCUAAAGCCACUGUUAUUUAAGUGGUUAAGAAAUGCUAAGUAUAAGGUAUCAGAGGAGCAGGGAAGCAAGCACAGAAUACUGAGCAAUAUUCUUGGCUGCAAUGCUAUUUGAUACAGAGUGUUGAAAUGUAAGUAAAAAGAAAGCAAAUAUUACACGACUUUAUUAAAACUUUUUCCUGAGAAUUUGGUCCAAACAAACAUCCUAAGGGUAGCACUGUGUACAAAUUAAAUAGAAAAUAUUUGUUUUACACAUGUAAAAGGUCUUGUGUUCCAUAUUCUUCAUUUCAUGAUCUAGAAGUUGAGAGAUAGGCCAACAUAUAAGACAAGUACUGAAAUCUAGGGUAUACAGCACUGCCACAAAAGAUGGUUGUUUAAAUUAAUCCCCCAUUUUACUUGUGAAGAGAGACUGAUGAUAGUUCCAGUCUUGGUACAAGUCCAGGGAUCUUCUUGGCACCCUCAAAAUGACCACUGACCAUUUGUUUUUAAUUCCUUCAAGUUCUUCAGAGGGGAUUGCACCUGAUAAUCUAUGUUGUUUUUCCAAGUUCUAUUUUCUUUUGAAUGACCCGAGCCGAAUGAUAGAUCAAAGAAUCAAUGAGUCCUGCCACUGGAAGAAAGAGGAAAGGAAGGUCAGGUUAUAUGUUCCAUAUUGACAGUGCAUGUAAAGGGGAAAUUAAAAAAGAAACCCCCCUCUUUUUUCCAAAAAGUUGCUUUGAGGUGUUCGGGGGGGGGGGAUUCCUAAACUUGUCAAAGCAGUGAGGAAAUUGUGCACUGCCCAAAGAGCCAUAUCACACAACCAAAAUCAGCUGCUCACUAAAUACUACUAGGAGACACUUUUUGAUAAGCCCCAUUCAGUUGCAUUUUUGCUCAUUUUGUAUGUAUAGAAAACAGAUGUACUAUAAUAUUUCAACAAUCAUUGUACUACUAGUGACGAUUCUGCCAUCUUUGUAAAAACAAGUUUUGAAAAUGCCUAGGAUGUAUUGAUCAAAACAUUAGCAAGCUAAACUUUAGAUCCAAGAUGGGUGAGAAGAACAAUUAAAAUAUUCAAAUACCUGUAAAUACCCCUCCAAUGAUGGCACAGACUCCUGUGAGAAAAUGUGUAAAGGACCUAUAUGGGGUGAGGGGGGGAAAAACAUUGAUUACCAUGUAAUGUGUACAUUAUGAAUGAACAAGUUAAAACUUUGGUGGGGGGGGAAUGAAACCCAUGGAUUACUGUAUUUAAUCUAAUGCUCACCUUUUUUGGCCAAAUCACGUUGCAAAAUUUAAGAUGCACAAUGGAUUCAAUGGUGCAUUAGACUUGAGUAAAUACAGUAAUUCAAUCCCACUUGACCAUGUCCAA